Lichtheimia ornata is the source of this 6462-nucleotide messenger RNA. RefSeq lists its product as uncharacterized. Bases 1 to 6462 code for a protein of 2153 amino acids. The transcript is spliced from 8 exons. The record is from RefSeq and is a predicted model, not a curated record. Gene Ontology annotation, biological process: phosphorylation; phosphorelay signal transduction system. Gene Ontology annotation, cellular component: membrane. Gene Ontology annotation, molecular function: phosphorelay sensor kinase activity. NCBI's taxonomy places the organism in Eukaryota, Fungi, Mucoromycota, Mucoromycetes, Mucorales, Lichtheimiaceae.
AUGAAACGCUCAUUUACAGGCGAUCCUCAACAAGAUUCCAAGAAGCAUUGCAUUUCACAUUCCACACACGACAAUAACAAGGUUUCAGCCGACGACGAACUCAGUAUGAGUACUCUCAUUCUCAACCAUGUCCACGACCUUGUACGAGAUCUCGAUCAAGGACAUGUCGACCAUUGCUUGAGUAAACAGCUAUCUCGUGAUACCCUGGAGCGUCUAUCAACAGAGGAUGUCGACUUGGCUACCUCCCUCGACAGUGCGUUGAAGAACAUUGCCCAACGGCAGCUUAUGCUCGAGACAGACAAUUUACGAUACCGAAUUGCUAUCCAGCAGCAAUAUCAACUCUUGACAGCAGGGCAACAAUACGAACAUCCUGAUGACCUAACAUCUCUUGCUGCUGCUCAAGCUUCAUCCGAUGGUCAUCGAUUAUCAUUAUCAUCAUCAUCAUCUUCGUCAAAAACAGUACACCAACAGCAGCAGCAGCAACAACAACAACAACAACCUCCUUCGCCCAUCACAUCAGCACCUUCCACUGAAUCUGUUAGCAAGGAUGAGAAGCAGCCAUCAUCAUCAUCAACAUCAUCAUCAUCAGCUACACCAGAAGAUGAUCUCGCUACGAUCAAAGACGCCAACAUGCUUUCAAAGUUACAUCCCCCCAGCCGAAGCCCUAUAUUGCCAAUGCCACCUGUUGCUGCUACUACCCCUGGUGGUGGCUACUUUGCCGUUUCUAGUCAUGCUCCCACAACACCUUCUGUAACUCCGCCCUUCAACUCAUCCGGUGCUUCUAUGUUUUUUGCUUCAAUCUCACCUUCUUUCUCCGACAAUGACAAUGGCAACCUUGCUGUAUGCCCUGAUUGUGUGAUGCAAGCUGUCAAGGUGGCUUCAUCCGUAUUUGCUGGAAGAUUGGAUCGACGUAUUACUUGUACCCAUGAACGCUACGCUGCUGCAACAGGCAUUAGUCUCGACGCUACAUCAUCCAUCCAUAUGUUGAAGCAUGCUGUCAAUAGUAUGGUAGACCGACUACAACGCGUGGCCGAUGAAGCAACCUACGUCGCUCAUGAGACCGCUGUCAAAGGGAAACUUGGUGUCCAAGCUCGAUGUGAUCGUGACAUGACAGGUGUAUGGCGUGAUUUUAUGCUCAACCUCAACAGCAUGACACGAAGCCAUUUGGAACAAGUGCGUGAUAUUGCAGAUGUAUCGACAGCUAUUGCACGUGGCGAUCUUAGUAAGGCUAUGACGGUUCCUGUCAAAGGUGAAACGCUUUUAUUGAAGAAUACAUUCAACACAAUGGUGAAUCAGCUCAAUUUGUUUGCAUCCGAAGUAUCACGGGUCGCUCAUGAUGUCGGCACCGAAGGUCGACUAGGUGCACAGGCCACUGUGGCUGGUGCGGAUGGCAUUUGGAAGGAACUCACCGAUAAUGUCAAUACCAUGGCUGCCAAUCUCACAAACCAAGUACGGGAUAUUGCUCAAGUCUCCAAAUCCGUGGCUCGUGGCGAUCUCACAAAAAAGGUCAAGGUGGAAGUCAAGGGAGAAAUGCUCGAUUUGAAAAAUACAAUCAAUACCAUGGUGGAUCAGCUAUCUACUUUUGCAAUCGAAGUGACACGAGUAUCACUCGAGGUGGGGACUGAAGGAAAACUUGGUGGCCAAGCAGUGGUCAAGGACGUUGGUGGCACAUGGAAAGAUUUGACCCAAAAUGUGAACAUGAUGGCAUCCAAAAUUACCGACCAAGUGCGUGACAUUGCUGUUGUGGCAAAAGCAGUGGCUCGAGGUGACUUGAGCAGAAAAGUAACUGCCAACGCGCAAGGCGAGGUGCUUGAGCUCAAGAAUACAAUGAACAGGAUGGUUGAUCAAUUACGGCUCUUUUCAGCGGAGGUGCGAAGGGUAUCUCUUGAAGUUGGUGUGGAAGGCAAACUCGGUGGACAAGCUGUUGUCAAGGAUGUGGGUGGUGCAUGGAAAGACCUUACCGACAAUGUCAAUACUAUGGCAGCCAAUUUGACAACGCAAGUACGCUCCAUUGCCGAAGUUACAAAGGCUGUUGCUAGGGGUGAUCUUAGCAAGAAAAUUGAUGUUGUCACUCGGGGUGAAAUCUUGGAUCUCAAAAACACUGUCAACGACAUGGUGGAUCAGCUACGUGUGUUUUCAUUUGAGGUGACAAGAGUAUCUCGUGAAGUUGGUACCGAAGGCAAACUUGGUGGUGAAGCUGUGGUGCCGAAUGUGAGUGGUACCUGGAAAGAUCUCACCGACAAUGUCAAUACUAUGGCAGCCAAUUUGACAACACAAGUGCGUUCGAUUGCUGAAGUCACAAAAGCUGUUGCGAGGGGUGAUCUUAGCAAGCAAAUUGAUGUUGAGACACGUGGCGAGAUUCGAGAUUUGAAGAAUACGGUCAACAACAUGGUGGAUCAACUCAACGUCUUUGCAGCUGAAGUAACACGUGUUGCUAAAGAAGUCGGCACUGAAGGAAAGCUUGGUGGACAAGCGGUGGUGCCAAACGUUGAUGGAACAUGGAUGGAUUUGACCGAUAACGUCAAUCAUAUGGCUGCCAAUCUCACUACUCAAGUGCGGUCCAUCGCUGAAGUAACCAAAGCUGUGGCACAUGGUGAUCUUAGCAAGAAGAUUGACGUGGAAACAAGAGGCGAGAUUCUCGAAUUGAAAGAUAUCGUCAACAACAUGGUGGAUCAAUUGCGCGUAUUUGCAUCCGAAGUGACUCGUGUAUCCAAAGAAGUCGGCACCGAAGGCAAAUUAGGAGGCCAAGCUGUGGUUCAAGGCGUUGCUGGUACAUGGCAUGAGCUCACUAGUAACGUCAAUAUAAUGGCCGCCAAUCUUACGGACCAAGUGCGUUCAAUUGCCGAGGUGACCAAAGCUGUUGCAUUGGGUGAUUUAUCCAAAAAGAUUGAAGUUGAGAGCGGUGGUGAGAUAUCAGAGCUCAAGAAUAUUGUCAACAACAUGGUGGAUCAAUUACGUAUAUUUGCCUCCGAAGUGACUCGUGUAUCCAAGGAAGUGGGUACUGAAGGCAAACUUGGAGGCCAAGCUGUUGUACAAGGCGUAGCUGGCAUGUGGCAUGAGCUCACGAACAAUGUCAAUAUCAUGGCUGCCAACCUUACAACUCAAGUGCGCUCUAUUGCUGAGGUGACCAAAGCUGUCGCGAAUGGUGACUUGAGGAAGAAGAUUGAAGUUGAGACUCGAGGAGAAAUUUUGGACUUGAAGAACAUCGUUAACGACAUGGUGGAUCAGCUGAGGGUGUUUGCAUCUGAAGUGACACGUGUGGCAAAGGAAGUUGGCACCGAAGGCAAACUUGGUGGACAAGCGGUGGUACCCAGUGUUGGUGGCACGUGGAAAGAUUUGACAGAUAAUGUAAACACCAUGGCAGCCAAUCUCACCAAUCAAGUACGUUCUAUUGCCGAAGUUACCAAGGCCGUUGCUUCAGGCGAUUUGAGCAAGAAGAUUGAAGUCGAAAGUGGUGGUGAAAUUCGGGACCUCAAGGAUAUUGUCAAUAACAUGGUGGAUCAGCUACGUGUGUUUUCGACUGAAGUUACUCGUGUUGCAAGGGAGGUUGGCACGGAUGGCAAUCUUGGUGGUCAAGCUAUAGUUCAAGGGGCAGCAGGCACAUGGUGGGAGCUUACCAGGAAUGUCAAUGUUAUGGCGGCCAAUCUUACCAAUCAAGUACGCUCUAUUGCAGAAGUAACAAAAGCUGUUGCCCAUGGUGAUCUAUCCAAGAAGAUUGAAGUUGAGAGUGGUGGCGAGAUUCUUGAGCUUAAGAAUAUUGUCAACAACAUGGUGGAUCAAUUGAGGGUCUUUUCAACCGAAGUUACUCGUGUGGCAAGGGAAGUUGGCACGGAUGGCAAUCUUGGUGGUCAAGCCAUUGUUCAAGGCGUUGCUGGUACAUGGCAUGAGCUCACAAGCAAUGUCAAUAUAAUGGCUGCCAAUCUUACGGACCAAGUGCGUUCGAUCGCCGAGGUGACCAAAGCUGUUGCAUUGGGUGAUUUAUCCAAGAAGAUUGAAGUUGAGAGCGGCGGCGAGAUAUCAGAGCUCAAGAAUAUUGUCAACAACAUGGUGGAUCAAUUGCGAGUCUUCUCAACCGAAGUCACCAGGGUUGCAAGAGAAGUUGGUACUGAAGGAAAGCUUGGAGGACAAGCGGUCGUACAAGGUGUUGCUGGCACGUGGAAGGAUUUGACAGAUAAUGUCAACAUGAUGGCUGGAAAUUUGACAACCCAAGUACGAUCCAUUGCUACUGUCACCACAGCUGUAGCCAAGGGUGAUCUCUCGAGAAAGAUUGAUGUCGAGGUUCAGGGUGAAAUUAUGGAGCUCAAGGAUACGGUGAAUUCGAUGGUGGAUCAGCUACGUUGGUUUGCAGCGGAGGUCACCAGAGUGGCACGUGAGGUUGGCACAGAAGGCAAACUUGGCGGCCAAGCAACUAUUAGCGGUGUUGAUGGCACGUGGAAGGGAUUGACAGACAAUGUGAACUUGAUGGCGAGCAACUUGACGGACCAAUUGCGAUCUAUUGCUGCCGUAUGUAAAGCUGUGGCUCAAGGCGACUUGUCAAAGAAAAUCGAAGUCGAGGCGCAUGGUGAAAUUGCCGAACUCAAGGAUACCAUCAAUACCAUGGUCGAUCAGCUUAAUUCGUUUGCAUUUGAAGUGACACGUGUUGCUCGUGAAGUGGGUACAGAAGGCAACCUUGGUGUCGAAGCUCGAGUGGAAGGCGUUGAAGGUGUUUGGCUUGAGAUUACCAGCAACGUCAACACGAUGGCAUCCAAUCUUACGACUCAAGUGCGUGCAUUUGCAUCCAUCUCAGCAGCUGCAACAGAGAAUGAUUUUUCACGGCUUAUCACUGUCGAAGCUCAAGGUGAAAUGGAUGCAUUGAAAACCAAGAUCAAUCAGAUGGUGGGUUCGCUACGUGAUGCCAUCCGCAAGAAUGGACAAGCAAGAGAGAGCGCUGAAAUGGCAAAUCGAUCCAAGAGCGAGUUCUUGGCCAAUAUGAGUCAUGAAAUCAGAACACCCAUGAAUGGCAUCAUUGGCAUGACAUCCCUUACGCUCGAAACAGAACUCACACGACAACAGCGUGAAAACCUUAUGAUCGUAUCCAGUCUCGCCAACUCGUUAUUAUCAAUCAUUGAUGCCAUUUUGGAUAUCUCAAAGAUCGAAGCGGGUCGUAUGACUAUUGAAGCUAUCCCAUUCUCGCUGCGAUCAUCCGUUUUCAGUGUGCUCAAGACGCUUGCUGUCAAGGCAAAUCAAAAGAAGCUCGACUUGAUCUACAAUGUUGAUAAGGCUAUCCCUGAUCAGCUUAUCGGUGAUCCACUACGCUUGCGACAAGUGAUCACGAACCUUAUUGGCAAUGCCGUCAAGUUUACUACUGAAGGUCGAGUAGAGCUUGAAACUCGUGUCUUGGGUAUGGAUGGUGACUUUGUGAAGGUCCAAUUUUGCGUUAGCGACACUGGUAUUGGUAUCCAACAAGAAAAGCUCAACAUCAUUUUCGACACCUUUUGUCAAGCAGAUGGAAGCACCACUCGUGAGUAUGGUGGAUCAGGCCUUGGUCUCUCUAUUUCCAAGCACCUUGUGGAGUUGAUGCAUGGCGACUUAUGGGUUGAAUCAGCAUAUGGAUGUGGAUCUCAGUUUUACUUUACAGUCAAAUUACGGCAGUAUCAUGUGGCACAGAAGGAGAUUUUGGAGAAGAUGUCAAAGUUCCAAGGACGACGCAUUCUCUUUGUUGACAGCAUGAAUGAUACCACGGGGGUAGCCGAUAAAAUACAGCAACUUAACUUGGAGACUUUUCGUGUGAACAGCGUGGCUGCAGCAACAGAGUUAGCCAACAAGCAUACCAAUUCAAGUGACCAUGCACCUUUCUUUGAUACGGUGAUCAUUGAUCAGAUGAGCCAAGCGGAGCGCAUACGUGAAGUGAUACCAUUGCGAUAUACCCCUCUUGUUCUCAUUUCACCUGAAGUACAUCGCCUUAAUAUGAAACUAUGCAUCGAUCUUGGUAUCACCGCCUACAUCAAUUCGCCACGCAAUCUUCCCGAGUUAUUGGAUGCGUUAUUACCAGCACUCGAAAGCCAUGUGGCAUUGCCAAGUGACUCUGGAAAAAUUGCACCUUUACGGAUUCUGCUGGCAGAAGACAAUGUCGUCAAUCAAAAACUCGCAUUGCGUAUCCUUCAAAAGGUUGGACACAACGUCAAGAUUGUAUCAAACGGCAAGCUUGCAGUGGAGGCAUUUGAGACGCAAUCUUUUGAUAUGAUAUUGAUGGAUGUGCAGAUGCCUGUGAUGGGUGGAUUUGAAGCCACUCAGCUUAUUCGCCAUCUUGAACAUGAAUCCGGAACCAAUUCUCGUAUACCCAUUAUCGCAUUGACAGCACACGCUAUGAUUGGAGACCGUGAAAAGUGCUUGGACGCAGGAAUGGAUGAAUAUGUAACCAAGCCAUUACGUCUUCCCGAGCUGAUUGCAGCCAUCAAAAAGUUUGCUCCCCAUCGGUCUUAG